Molecule: messenger RNA, 765 nt
Organism: Phaeoacremonium minimum UCRPA7
Lineage: Eukaryota; Fungi; Ascomycota; Sordariomycetes; Togniniales; Togniniaceae
Exons: 2
Coding region: 1-765 (254 amino acids)
Source: RefSeq, a predicted model, not a curated record
AUGGUCGAAGGCGGUCCCCACGCGCGCGCAAGCCACCUGCUUUAUCUCUGGAUCCAAGAUGCCCUCAAUGUCGCGUGCACCGCUACCCAUACCGCGGCUACUACCAUCGCCUCCCAGCAAGCCACAGAGGCUGGAGAGCUCGACGCUUUUCUCGCAGCCCUGAAUUACAUGGGCAGUAGGAGAAUCAAGCUACCAGAAGAAUCUGUCAAGUCCCCCGACGGCUCUUUCUGGCCGACCCCGGCGCCCUGCCCGUCCAUUAUUUUCCUCGUGGCCAUGUCGCAGUCCUGGGACUCGGUGCUUGAGGAGGCGGAGAUCUACCUCACAAAUCUCUAUCCGGCCUUGGUCCGCGUUGUCGUGCUCAAGAUGUGCCAUAAGGCGCCGGACCGUGUUGUCCGCGGAGGUGACGUCCGAAUCGCUGCUGUGGAGUGUGUGGUAGCCGAGGAUGAUGACGAGGGCGGUGGUCCAACGCUCCGAGGACGCGUUGUGCUCGACAGGUUCAUUCAAAAAGACGGUCAGAUGUGCCACAAUACAUCGACAGAAGACCUCGACCUCAUCUUUGCUCUCGCAGACUUUGCGCACCGCAACGACCGCACCCGCGUCGCACGCCUCGGCAAGGUGGUCCGGCUGCCGUUUGUGAAGCUGCAAGCGCUGGUCCGCGAGAUCGAGCAUAUCUUCGCCGACGACUCGCCCAUAGACACGAAUCUCGGCCCCGAAAAAUAUCCCGGCUUGCGAAUCAAGCCCAACCUUCAACGUCCCGCCUCGUAG